This is a messenger RNA of Paramecium sonneborni, 4635 nucleotides long. The record is from the annotation of a GenBank genome assembly. NCBI's taxonomy places the organism in Eukaryota, Ciliophora, Oligohymenophorea, Peniculida, Parameciidae.
AUAGAAUUCAAAAAACAUGAAUUACUUAAAUUCUCAACCACCCUAAAUAUUAGAUACAAUAGUAAAAUUUUUUUAUAUUUCAAUAGCCUUCUAAAGAAAAUGGUGAUUAGCAAGAUUAAAAUGCACAAUAAUAUCAACAAAAGCAAAAUGAUUUUAUGGCCUAAAAUAAUUUCCCAUAACCUUAUAGUAAUUAAUAAGUAAUGAAUUGUGUAUAUAUUAUAGGAUGGAAAAUCUUCUAUGCUUCCUGGAUACUAAAACUUUUAAUAUAAUUCUGGACCUCAAUUUUAAAUACCCCUAGGAAUGAAUUAAUAAUAAUAAAUGCCUAUGCCUCUAAAUAAUAUGCCUCAACCUGGAAUGUAAUUUGGUCCUCCACCAGGUAUGAAUUCAACAGGAAUAGUAAUGCAUCCAAAUAAUAUGCUUUAACCUGGGAUUGGGUUAGGAAUGUCUAUGUCUCCUGGAAUAUUUGCAAUGCCAUCAUCAAAUAUGGCAAUGCCUCCAAGUGGUAUGCCUCCAAGCGGUAUGCCUCCAAGUGGUAUGCCUCCAAGUGGUAUGCCUCCAAGUGGUAUGACUCAAAAUCCAAUACCGCCAGGAAUGACAUAGCACGCUUAAAAUAUGUAAAAUAUGUCAUAUGGAAUGCCAUCAUUCCCUAAUUAAUAAAGAUUUUCUCAAAUUUCUUAUCCUAAUUCAUCCUAAAUUAAAAUUUAGACAAUUAAUGAUAAUGAGAAUUAUAAAAAAAAUUAGGAAAUUAAUUAGAAAGAAGAUGAAAUUUAAAAAUUGAAAUUAAUGCAUAAUCAGAUAUUAGAAGAGAAAGAAUAAUAAAUUGAAAAUUUAAAAAGUUAAAUCUAGAAACUUUAAAAAGAUAAGACAACAAUUGCAAAUGAAUUAAAACUAUAAAAUGAAGAAAUAAAUAGUGAUAAAAUGAGAGAAUAGGAGUUUAAAAAAAAAUUAGACUAGUAAAGAGAGACAAUAUAAAAUUAGGAAAAAUAAAUUUAAGAAUUAUAAAAAUAAUAUUAAACAGAAAUUAAAAAAUUAUAAAAUGAAAUGGAUUAUUAAAAAAAUGAAAAUAAGAUUUAAAUACAAAAUUUAACUUAAACUAAUUAGACUUAAUUCUACUAGUUAUAAGAGUCAACAUAGUUAAAAGAAAAAAAUAAAAAUUUAGAAAAAAUAAUUAAUGAACAGAGACUUGAAAUAGAAAAAAGAGAAAAAGAAAUUUAAACUAAAAAUAGAUAGAUUGAUGGUUUAAAUUAAAUCAACUAGCAAUAAAACUCACAUGAACAGGUUGUAACAAAUCUGUAAAAAUAAUUAGCUUAAUAGAACCAAAAUUAAUAAACAUUGAUUCAAGAAAACAAGCAUUUAUAAGCCUAAAAUUUUUAAUUGACUAAUGAAUACAAAAACAUACUAACUCAAAAUGAAAUUCUUGAAAAUGAUAAUAAAAUUUUUAAAGAAAGGGCACUUCACUUUGAAACUGAAUGCUCAGCUUUAAUAUAAAAAUUAGAAGAAUAAAAUUAAAAUAGGACUUAAAAUGAUCCUAGGAAUGACAUCCCAACCUUUCUUAGGGAAAUUUAAUAAAGAUAGGAGUCGGUAAAGAAGUAAUAAGAAGAUUAACGUCAAUUACAAAGAGAGAGAAUAAUAUAAAAAUAAAUGGAAGAGACAGAAAAAUAAAAAUAACUUAAUCAUAUGGGUAAAUAAAAAAUGAUUGAGUUGAUCAGAAAGGCUGGUUAAAUAUAAUGUUGUUUUGUUCUGGAUUUAUAUAAGUAAAUUGUUUACAUAUUUUUAGAUCAAAUGAAAAAACAGGUAAGUCUAUAAUNUAAAGAUUUUCUCAAAUUUCUUAUCCUAAUUCAUCCUAAAUUAAAAUUUAGACAAUUAAUGAUAAUGAGAAUUAUAAAAAAAAUUAGGAAAUUAAUUAGAAAGAAGAUGAAAUUUAAAAAUUGAAAUUAAUGCAUAAUCAGAUAUUAGAAGAGAAAGAAUAAUAAAUUGAAAAUUUAAAAAGUUAAAUCUAGAAACUUUAAAAAGAUAAGACAACAAUUGCAAAUGAAUUAAAACUAUAAAAUGAAGAAAUAAAUAGUGAUAAAAUGAGAGAAUAGGAGUUUAAAAAAAAAUUAGACUAGUAAAGAGAGACAAUAUAAAAUUAGGAAAAAUAAAUUUAAGAAUUAUAAAAAUAAUAUUAAACAGAAAUUAAAAAAUUAUAAAAUGAAAUGGAUUAUUAAAAAAAUGAAAAUAAGAUUUAAAUACAAAAUUUAACUUAAACUAAUUAGACUUAAUUCUACUAGUUAUAAGAGUCAACAUAGUUAAAAGAAAAAAAUAAAAAUUUAGAAAAAAUAAUUAAUGAACAGAGACUUGAAAUAGAAAAAAGAGAAAAAGAAAUUUAAACUAAAAAUAGAUAGAUUGAUGGUUUAAAUUAAAUCAACUAGCAAUAAAACUCACAUGAACAGGUUGUAACAAAUCUGUAAAAAUAAUUAGCUUAAUAGAACCAAAAUUAAUAAACAUUGAUUCAAGAAAACAAGCAUUUAUAAGCCUAAAAUUUUUAAUUGACUAAUGAAUACAAAAACAUACUAACUCAAAAUGAAAUUCUUGAAAAUGAUAAUAAAAUUUUUAAAGAAAGGGCACUUCACUUUGAAACUGAAUGCUCAGCUUUAAUAUAAAAAUUAGAAGAAUAAAAUUAAAAUAGGACUUAAAAUGAUCCUAGGAAUGACAUCCCAACCUUUCUUAGGGAAAUUUAAUAAAGAUAGGAGUCGGUAAAGAAGUAAUAAGAAGAUUAACGUCAAUUACAAAGAGAGAGAAUAAUAUAAAAAUAAAUGGAAGAGACAGAAAAAUAAAAAUAACUUAAUCAUAUGGGUAAAUAAAAAAUGAUUGAGUUGAUCAGAAAGGCUGGUUAAAUAUAAUGUUGUUUUGUUCUGGAUUUAUAUAAGUAAAUUGUUUACAUAUUUUUAGAUCAAAUGAAAAAACAGGUAAGUCUAUAAUAAAAGCUACAGAAACAUGCUGCAGAUAAAUUAAGGCCACAACAAAUAGAGAAUCUUUUUGGGGAGCAGUUUGUUAUGCCUACGAGAAGAGUUCAUUGAAAAUGAAUAAAUAAGAUUUUACAGAUAGUGCUGAUAUUUUAUCAGGAUUUUUAAAGUCAUAAAAAUUAUUCAAAGAUGAAAAGGAUUAACCAGAAGAUCUGAAAGCAGCUCUGUAAAACAUGCUUAAAUUAAACUGGACUGAAAAAUACAAAUUAGCCAUAGUAAUUCCAAAUUCACCUUGUCAUGGAAAAAAAUAUCAUCACCCUAAAAAAUAUAAAUCAUGGUUUUUUUUUUCACGCGAUUACGAUACAAAGCCAAAUGAUGAUAUGGAAGAUAUAAUCAGAGAAAUAGUGAAAAAAGAUAUUAUCCUUUUACUUAUAAGAUUUAAUGACGAAACAAAAGUAAUGUGCAGUGAAUUAGAAAAAAUAUAUUCAAAACUUAAAUUUCCAUAAUUAUUUCAUACUCUUUCAGUUAAGGGACUUGAUUAGGAAAAUUCUUCUCAUGAACUUGUUCAAUAAAUUUAAAAAAUGGCUGCUUUUAUCAUAGGAACUGAUAAUAAAAUGACUAAAACCAAAAUCAACUAAUAAGCGAGAAUGUUAAAUUUUGAAGAAGGCUUAAAUGAUAUGAAAAAUUUAAAGCAGGAGGUGGUCCACAUAAAUCAAGAUAUUUAAAAAGAAAUUUCUAAUCAAGGAGGUUAAAAAUAGGGAGAAGCUCCAAUAGUUUCAAUUUAGGAUGCAAUAGAAGAUAAAAAGCAUUAUGAAGAAGCUGUUUAAAGAGUGAAAGAAUGCACUGAUGGAGCAUUACAGGCGCUAUGCAAAAGGGGAGAAAUUUCAGAUUUUGAUAAAAGAGUUAAAUGCGAAAAUUUUAAUUGUAAGGUCUACACAGUUGAGCUCAAGCAAAGUUCUUUUGAAAAAAAAUUAGAGAGAAUUGAAGAUAUUAAAUAUUAAUCUGAAGAUUUUGAAUUAAAAUUUUAAAAUGAUUGGGAUUGUAUUAGAACCUAAUCACCUUUUGCAUUUGGUAUGAUGAAAGCAGUUUAUUUAAUGAAAAAGAAAAAUAAUAGCUAGGAAAUUUAUGUAGUUAAGAUUCCUAUUGAAAAAGGCACCUAUUAAAGUAAAGCGGAUGCAGUUAAUGAUUGCCGAUCUCACUUAAUAGCUAAAAGUUUGAUGAAAGAAUUUAUCGAUAAAAUUAGGGAGAAAGAUCCAAAAAUAAAAUAAGUUUAAUACACAGAUUUUUUACUAUUAGAGGAAAACUAAAGUAAAAUUAAUUAUUAUAUUUUUAGAUAAAUAUUGGAUUGCAGAAAGAUUCUUUAAAGGAAACUUUGAAAAAUAUAACAAUAAUGAUGGGUAUAUUAGUGAAGAAAAUUCAGAGCUAAAUGCUAUUUCCUAAGCCUUUUCAUAUUUCACUUAUUAAAGGAGUUAAUAUAAUUACAUAGUAAAUGAUAUUUAAGGUGUUGACAUUUAUUUUACUGAUCCAGCCAUAAAUACAGUGAAAGGUAUAAAGUAAAAAAAUACUUUUAGGUAAUUUUGAUGAAACAGAUGUUGGAGAAGAUGGAAUAUCAAGCUAUUUAUCAACUUUAUAGAUGAGAAAGAUAAUUUGUUAAAAAUUAUUGAGUUCUUUAGAUAUUGAAAUUGAUUGA